Closterium sp. NIES-65 is the source of this 801-nucleotide messenger RNA. Lineage: Eukaryota; Viridiplantae; Streptophyta; Zygnematophyceae; Desmidiales; Closteriaceae. The record is from the annotation of a GenBank genome assembly.
AUGCGAGCGCGAUCUGUGGGGAAUUGGGGGGAAGCGGCGGCUUGCGCGGGCGCGGAAGGGGACGGGCGGACGGCUGUGGUGCUGCUGGGGUGGCUCGGCGCGCAGCAGCGGCACAUGCGGCAGUAUGCCACGUGGUACAACGCGAGGGGUAUCGAUGCGAUCGGGUUCGUCAUUCCGUUCACCGACAUAUUCAGCGUCAGGCUUGGCGAAAAGGCGGAGCUGCAUGUCGACGAUCUGGUCACGGAGCUUGAGAGAUGGCUCCUCGAGGGCGCGAAUCGCGGAGGGACGCACGGCGCGAUUCACGGCGGGCUGGGCGGCGGCGGGCGCCGCACGCUGCUGUUCCACACGUUUAGCAACACGGGAUGGAUCGCAUACGGCGCGGCGCUGCUGCGAUUGCAGCGGAAGCUGGAUACCAGUAGUUCCCUUUUCGCCCUUCGAUCGUUUGCCUCGCCCGUGGUACCCUUUUCUCCACUCUUCCAUCCCCCAUCACGUCUUUCCCUCUCGCCCUCCCCUCUUCCCCCCUCCCCCUCCCCUCCUGUGCCGUUCCCCUCCCUGUUCCGGUGUGGGCGAGCGGGAUUCUCAGCGGCCAUUCUGCAGAAGCGCAGUGCUGCAACGCGCAUGGGCUCCCUUGUCAUUGACUCGGUCGUCGGCUGCUCCCAGCUCAAACCCGCCCUGACUCCCCUGCUCCCCUCCCUUCCCCACCGUCUGUGCCCCCAACCCCAAGGUGUGGGCGAGCGGAUUCUCAGCGGCCAUUCUACAGAAGCGCAGUGCAGCAACGCGCAUGGGCUCCCUUGUCAUUGA